Molecule: messenger RNA, 561 nt
Organism: Tetrapisispora phaffii CBS 4417
Lineage: Eukaryota; Fungi; Ascomycota; Saccharomycetes; Saccharomycetales; Saccharomycetaceae
Gene: TMA16
Product: Tma16p
Exons: 1
Coding region: 1-561 (186 amino acids)
Cellular component (GO): nucleus
Source: RefSeq, a predicted model, not a curated record
AUGCCUGUUAGUAAGUCAUUAGGAAAAAUUCAAAAAAGGAUGAAAGCUUCAUCUAAACAGAACGUCAUUCAUCCUAGAGGCCGUAAAUUCCAACAGCUUAAUAAAGCUACUUUGCGUGAAGGUAAAAUAGCUGAGAAAAAGAAAGCCCAUCAUGACAAAAAAUCUCACGAACUAUCUCGUGUGGGAUUCAUUCAGAAUGCUAUAAAUAUUGAUGCCCUCAAAGAGAAACCUUUCUUUUCUCAUGAAGAAACUGCUCUUUUUAUUGAACAAUUCAUUGCUAGAGAUGAUGAAGAAUUAAAUGAUCUUAAAAAAAAGAGAAGAUCUAAUAGACCACCAACAAAUAGACAACUACUGCUACAACAAAAGAGAGAUAUAGAAGAGCAGGAAUUCAAAAAGGGUUUCUUGUGUCCCGAUUUAACUGACGAAAAAAAUGUCGAAUUUAUCAGAAAAUGGAAUAAAACUUUUGGUGGUGUUACCAAUAUGAAGUUAAUUAGAAUUAAUAAUAAAGGUGAGCAGGUUUUGAACAGUAUUACCAAAACUAAUGACGUCGAAAUGUCAUAA